Molecule: messenger RNA, 1285 nt
Organism: Lagopus leucura (white-tailed ptarmigan)
Lineage: Eukaryota; Metazoa; Chordata; Aves; Galliformes; Phasianidae
Gene: SRD5A1
Product: steroid 5 alpha-reductase 1
Biological process (GO): steroid biosynthetic process
Molecular function (GO): 3-oxo-5-alpha-steroid 4-dehydrogenase activity
Source: RefSeq, a predicted model, not a curated record
GCGAGCAGGCGCCUGCCGACCCCCGCCGUCGGUGCGGCAGCUCCAGUCUCUCUUAGCGACUCUACGAGGCACCGACCGCACCACGCGCCUCACGUCCACGCGCGCCCGCCAGCACCGCGCGUGCCAGCCCGUCCCUACCGCUCCUUCCGGGCUGCGCUACCGCCGGCCCAUUUCCGCUCAUGGGAACCGCCGCGCCACGCCCCGCCCCCCAGCUCCUCCACCAACCCACGGCCGGCGGGAGGCGUGGGUGUGAGGCUCCGCUCCUCUGCGCCGAUUGGCCCGCGACGUCGAUGGGCGUGCCGCGGUCUGCCCGAUGGAUGGAGGCGCCUCGGGACGUCUCGGCUGGAUCGGGCGCAGCGCGACAUGGCAGGCGGCGGCGCGUUCUGCGCGUUUUGGCAGCGGGCAGCGGGCCCGCGGGAGCAGCGCCUGCUGGAGCUGCUCUCCUACGGGCUGGUGGCGCUGGGCGCUGUCUCGGCGCUGCUGUUGCGAUUCAUCCCCAUGCCCUACGGGCGCUACUCGUCGCGGCGCUUCGGCUGGCUGCUGCCUGCCCGGCCUGCCUGGCUGCUGCAGGAGCUGCCCGCGCUCCUCGUCCCGCUCGCUCUGGCCGCCUGCAUCCCCGCCUGGCGGCUGCCCAACGCCAUCCUGCUGAGCUGCUUCAUCCUGCACUACGUGCACAGGGCACUCAUAUUUCCUUUUCUGAUCCGGCAAGGAAAGCCAACACCAUUUUUCACCUUCCUACUAGCACUUCUCUUCUGUAUAUACAAUGGAUAUCUGCAAGGCCGAAGCUUAAGCACCUAUGCAGAGUACCCUUCAGACUGGUUAAAACGCCCUUGUUUCAUUGCAGGUUUCAUGGGGUGGCUGGUCGGCAUAGCAAUCAAUAUUCAUUCUGAUCAUAUCCUCAGAAAUCUGAGAAAACCUGGAGAAACUGGUUACAAGAUACCAAGAGGAGGAAUGUUUGAAUAUGUCAGUGGAGCCAACUUCUUCGGAGAGAUCCUGGAAUGGUUUGGAUUUGCUCUUGCCUGCUGCACUAUUGAAAGCCUUGCAUUUGCACUGUGUACGCUUUUCAUUUUGGGUUCAAGGGCAAAGCAACACCACCAAUGGUACCUUGAGAAAUUUGAAGACUACCCAAAGAAUAGAAAAAUUGUGAUUCCAUUUGUCUAUUAGUUUAUUACCUAAAUACCAUCAGGUUCUGAUGGUAGCAGCAUUUUUAAAUGGUUACUUCUUGGAACAAGUAACACUUUUCAUGAGUGUUACCCAGCUAAUGUAUUCUCAUCACUGUGACAAA